This is a messenger RNA of Cydia splendana, 2312 nucleotides long. RefSeq names its product nucleoporin SEH1 (gene Nup44A). Gene Ontology annotation, molecular function: structural molecule activity; protein binding. Lineage: Eukaryota; Metazoa; Arthropoda; Insecta; Lepidoptera; Tortricidae. Gene Ontology annotation, biological process: cellular response to amino acid starvation; positive regulation of TORC1 signaling. The transcript has 9 exons. Gene Ontology annotation, cellular component: nuclear pore outer ring; Seh1-associated complex. The record is from RefSeq and is a predicted model, not a curated record. The coding region runs from base 64 to 1200 and encodes 378 amino acids.
GGUGUACUUAGGCCGCUCGACGCUGUGUAGUUUAAAUUUAAUGUUUUUGGUGUUAAAAAGUUCAUGACCAUGGGAGAACUCACGCUCACCAAUUUGUUCGAGUCUCAAACUAUAUUCGCCGACCACAAGGACCUCAUCCACGAUGUGGCCUACGAUUUUUACGGGGAACGAAUGGCUACUUGCUCGAGCGACCAGUAUGUGAAGGUAUGGGACUCAGAUGGUCGUGACGGCUGGAAGAUGACAGCCAGCUGGAAGGCGCACCACGGCUCGGUGUGGAAGGUCACCUGGGCGCACCCUGAGUUCGGGCAGGUCAUUGCUACAUGUUCAUUUGACCGCACUGCUGCUAUUUGGGAGGAAGUGGGUGACACCACAGCCCCUGGGUCGGAGAAAGGUCUCCGGACAUGGCUAAAGCGCUCCAACCUAGUCGACUCCAGGACCUCCGUGACAGAUGUCAAGUUUGGACCUAAGCACUUGGGCCUUUUACUAGUCACAUGCUCCGCUGAUGGCAUUAUUAGGAUAUAUGAAGCCCCCGACGUGAUGAACCUGGCGCAGUGGACGCUGCAGCAUGAGAUCCCCACGAAGGUUUCUAUUAGCUGUCUCUCCUGGAACCCCUCACUGUCAAGAGUGAACCCACCAAUGAUAGCCGUAGGUAGCGACGAGCCUAACACAGCCGCUGCCGCCGUCACCCCGGUCAACGAUAAGGGAGUGGCGUGCAACGGGAAAGUUUUCCUCUACGAAUACAGUGAAGCGUCUCGCCGCUGGACUCGAACCGACUGCCUGUCGUCAGUCCAAGAGCCUGUAAACGACAUCGCCUUCGCUCCCAACCUCGGCCGCUCAUUCCACCUCCUUGCUGUCGCUACUAAAGACGUCAGGAUUAUCAAGAUAGAACCUAUUACAGAUUCAUCGACCUCCUCAAACGGUUCAAGCGUGCGUUUCAAAACGGAAGUAAUGGCGGCGUUCGAGGAGCAUUACUCGUGCGUGUGGCGCGUCUCGUGGAACGUGACGGGCACCUUGCUGGCGUCCUCGGGUGACGACUGCAGUGUGCGCUUAUGGAAAAUGCAAUAUCUGAACCAGUGGAAGUGCGUGGCCGUGUUCAAAAACGAAACUCUACCCGGUGACAGCCCGCCCCUCUCCAGGCCGCACACCACCUACAUGCGUAUGGCCACUAUGGCCAACCCGGGCCACAUGCCCUUCCACUGACCCCACCCCACCUGGCCACAGAGUAGCACAAAGUGACCUCCGAGUGUGACCGCGGCCAGGAGUUACGCGACGGAACAGUGAUCAAUGGACAAGUUAUACUGGAUUAGUGGCGUGUUAUUUUUAAUCAAAGCAGUAAACUAAAUAAAGAAUAAUAACCUCCAUAUAAUCGUGCCUCGUGUUUGUCAAAGGCGACGCUACUAAAAACUGUCUGUUUUUGACUUCGAAUCUUAAAAUUGGAUUUGUCUGACCGCCGGCACAGGCACAAAACAUAAAACUUAAUAAAAACAUGAACCCUGAACCGAUUUGAUUUAGUAGCGCCAUCUAGUGAGCUCAAGGAAAGUGACAAGUAUAGACACGCGAGUCGAGACGUAUGGAGUUUGUCAGUCUUUUACAUACUAGCCUCUGUUUUUAAAGUUAUUUUUUUGUUUUGUAUGUGGGACGCGAACAAGUAUGAGCUCGCUUCGCUUGCAUAAAUCUUAUUAUGUAAUACAGUUUUUUUGAAAUAUGCUCUUAUUAGUGGAUUUUGCAAGAUACCUUUACCUCAUAAACAUGUAAUGGAAGUAUUGACAGUACAAUAUAUAAUUAAUUUAUACGAAAAUACCAUUCUAAGAUUUCUAAGACCACGCUUCUCGCCUAAUUAAAGAGCAGGACAAUUUUAUAAAUCGAAUAUGAAUAAAAUUAAAAUAUAUAAAUACAUGCAAUUAAUAAAAAAAAGUAAUUAAAGUAGGAUCUGCCCGACCACGCUUAACCUUUUGAACGCCAAGAACACCUAAAGGCGUCAUAACUAGUCGUGCCCACAGCGUCAUGGACAUAUAAGUGUUGCGUACGCUGUCAAAGUAACCUUCACUCUUUCACGUAAGGUUUACAUUAGCUCGCUUGGGCCCGUGACCUUGGCGUGUGAGUGACGUUUUUGUUUAUGACUUAAACUUUAAGUCUUAAAGCUUUCAAAGGGUUAACUUAACAGUCAUCGAAGAACUCAUUCAUUCUCGCGCAAAAUAAUUCAAACUAUCAAUGGCUGUUAUAGGUUGAUUUAUAAUUCAUAUUUGCUGGCGCGAAAUCUCUAUCGAACUGACAAGAUUCUCAUGUAAAAUCCGCGUCAGCUUUCGUGAAUA